Molecule: messenger RNA, 778 nt
Organism: Cladocopium goreaui
Lineage: Eukaryota; Dinophyceae; Suessiales; Symbiodiniaceae
Source: the annotation of a GenBank genome assembly
GAUGAUAUUCAAAUCAGAAGCCAGCGGAUCCCUUUAUUUUUGGUGUUUCUGCCGGCGGUCACAUGUUCUCCAGCGACAUAUCAUCCUCAAGCCAUCCAGCAUCGACUACGCUGAGGUAGCGCCAUGAGAUCUUUCAUCGCCAGUUUGCUUUUGGGUGGAGCAGCGCUACUGUGCGCCGCAGAGGAGGCUGAAGUCACUCACAAGGUGUUUUUCGAUGUCAAGAUCGGCGAUGAAGCAGAAAGCAAGCGAAUCACCAUUGGCCUCUUCGGAAAGGAUGUGCCAAAGACAGUGAUGAAUUUUGUUCAUUUGUGCACUGGCGAUAAGGGCAAGGCCUCAACUGGUGUGCCUUUGCACUACAAGGGCAGCAAGUUCCAUCGCAUCAUCCCAAACUUCAUGAUCCAGGGUGGUGACUUCACCCGUGGUGAUGGCACCGGUGGUGAGAGCAUCUAUGGCUCCAAGUUCAACGAUGAGAACUUCAAGCUGAAGCACACUGGUCCUGGUAUCCUCAGCAUGGCCAACGCCGGCCCCAACACCAACGGCUCGCAGUUCUUCAUCACGACGGUGAAGACCCAGUGGUUGGACGGUCGGCACGUGGUCUUUGGCAAAGUCGUGGAUGGUAUGGAGGUGGUGCAGCAGGUGGAGGCAGUUGGAUCCCAAAGUGGUACUCCAUCCAAGAAGGUCGAAAUUGUCGAUAGUGGCCUCUUGGAAGGAUCUCUUGAGCUGUAGCUGUGCUCAGAAACGCCGCUUUCCCGGCGGAUUUUGGACCUGUCUCGCAAAA